CAUAUUGGAUUCCUACAACCGCUUCAGUGUCACAGUAACGUUGGCCAAGUGUAGAUCAAGUCUUCUACGCACAUUACUGUAAAACCUUUUAUUCAUUUUUAUUUAAUUGUUAAACAACAGUUUUAUUUGUGAUUAAGUGGGAAUAUCGAAAGUUUUCAAAAUGACUUUCGCGUCGCAAUGUGGCGUCGCAAUUCUACUGGUGACGUCACUGGCCGGUGUCGCACCGUUUUCCAAAUAUGGAAGGACGUGUAGAGAUAUCGGUUGUCCUAGUGCCGAAGUUUGUGUAAUGGAAGAAGAUCCUUGCACGAUUUAUCAACGUGAUCAGUGCGGACGUUAUCCCACUUGUAAACGGAACACCGAUGCAGGCAGCGGCCAAAGUUGCACCACGAUGAUUUGUCCCAGUGGUCAGUACUGCAAAACAGAAAAUGGAAGACCAACUUGCGUCAACACCGUUCCAGGAUUAGUCGAUGAAAUGUUUGCAGAAGAUGGUGGUGGAGACGUUAGGGAUGUACCGAGACGUCAGACUGGAAGUGAAACUGCUUCCGGAUAUCCAUCGGGAUCAGGUUAUCCAAGCUCAGGAUCAACUGGAUCUAGAACUUCAUCUUCUGGAUAUCCUACUAACUCCGGGUAUCCUACUUCCGGAUCCUCUAGCAAUCCUACAUCCUCUGGAUAUCCUUCCGGCUCGGGUUAUCCUUCCGGAUCUGGUUAUCCUUCAAGUGGCUCUUCGGAUCCAACUGCUCAGAGAACUAGAACCAGUCAAGUAAAUUCUGGAUAUCCAAGUUCUGGUUACCCGGGGUAUCCUAGUGGAAGUUCCGGUAACUCAGGCUAUCCUCGUUCCGGUUCUUCCGGAUACCCUGGGUCCAGUUCUUCCGGAUACCCCGGUUCUGGUUCUUCCGGAUACCCUGGUUCUGGUUCCUCUGGUUACCCCGGUUCUGGUUCUUCCGGAUACCCCGGUUCCGGUUCUUCCGGAUACCCCGGUUCCGGUUCUUCCGGAUAUCCUACUUCUGGAACCUCGGGUUAUCCUAGUGGUGGAGAAACAGCUGUCAGAAGAACGUCGGGUAGUAAUGUAAAUGCUGGUUAUCCUAAUCAGGGCGCAUCAGGUUAUCCAGGUCCAGUUCAAGGUUAUCCCAAUCAAAAUACCAGAGGAUACGGGCCACCAGGUUACAAUCCACAGGGUGGAUAUAAUCCACAAGGGGGUUACAAUCCACAGGGUGGAUAUCGCCCACAAGGUGGCUACAAUCCUCAGGGUGGUUACAAUCCUCAGGGUGGUUACAAUCCCCAGGGAGGUUACAAUCCACAGGGUGGUUACGGACAACCGCCACCUCGAAAACCUAGCAUUACCGACCAGAUUACUAAUUUCGCCAAAAAUUUGGCUCAGAGGGUAUUGACCCAGACGAUUGUCGACAAAGUAACAGGAAAGAAUUAGGUAGGUACGACACCGUUUCUUAUGCAGCAUGAAACGAAAUGUCAAUUUUGAAACCGUUUAUUGAUCGCGGAUAGGCCAGUAAAACUAUAAAAAUAUCUUCUGCAUUGCGAUCUGACUUCAGCUUCGUCUGCGAUUUCCGUUAAUCAUUUGAAAGGGUAAAAAUCGACGUACGUUAUACUCGACAGUAUAAAAUCGCUGUAAAUUCAUAGAAUCUUCAUCGACGAUUCUCUGGAAUUCAUAUGAUAGCAUUUUGUAAUAUACCAUGAGUUCGAUAGAUGAGACUCGACAUUUGAUCGCUAAUUAAAUAAAAUAAAAAAUAAA
This is a messenger RNA of Athalia rosae (coleseed sawfly), 1747 nucleotides long. Its product is annotated as pro-resilin-like. The transcript has 5 exons. NCBI's taxonomy places the organism in Eukaryota, Metazoa, Arthropoda, Insecta, Hymenoptera, Athaliidae. Bases 161 to 1426 code for a protein of 421 amino acids. The record is from RefSeq and is a predicted model, not a curated record.